This is a messenger RNA of Schistosoma curassoni, 2123 nucleotides long. The record is from the annotation of a GenBank genome assembly. Lineage: Eukaryota; Metazoa; Platyhelminthes; Trematoda; Strigeidida; Schistosomatidae.
CCACCACCGCUGAGGAAGUGUCGAGUGCUUUAAGUUCUUUUGACGUCAAUGGUUAACAUCUUUUACUUUCAGUUCCAGAACGUUUCAAUGGUGACUCGCAUAAGUGCUCAACCAUUGCAGAAGACAAUAUAGUCGGGCGUAUUGGUCAAUUCACUUGAAAUACCGGGCGAUAGGUGUGCUGAAUAGAAAUAUGAAUAGGCAGGUUAAGUGGUACAGUGAUCUGGAGUUCUGUUAGAGGUAUAAAUGCGGUUGUCACUCCCCGGUUGCCCACAUCGUGGAAGGGCUCUUCUAGAGGUACCUGAAAAGGAAAUUGGAUUAGAGGUAGUCUUAGUGACCUGAGAGCGUGACCGCAGUGUCCAAAGAACAAAUGCUCAAGACCGGUUACACACGAUCUUUUUGUGUUAGCUCCGUACUUGUUGGGACCUUACCGCUGGAGAUGGAUAUCCGUUGGAUAAGGCGAGAAAAGCUCAGCUGUUUUAUCAAAGUAGUCGUUGCGUUGGUUGACAAUGACGUUUCACACAGGGCGUCUGUUGGUCGGUCGUGAAAAGGAGCAACAGUUUUUGUUUUCGUUAAUGUGUAAAGUACGUAUGAGCUUUGAUUGGAUGUCGAAGAUAAUUACAGAAAAACCCUUUAUCCACAUGCUUUGUUAUCACAGGCCCUCCGGGUUGUGGCAAAUCAGUUUUAGUGUCCUCAACAUUCGAACUUCUGGAAGAGUCUUGUGGAAUGCUAUGGGUGUUAAUUAGCUGCCUAGAAAGCUUUGUGGGGACCCAAGGGACAUGUGGAGCUACUUCAUCAAGAUAUUUUCUUGAAUUGAUUUUACAGUCGAUUAAGUGUCGUUAUCUGCCCGAAGCUGAUUUAUGUAUUAGUUGUGAAGAUACCUCCAGUUUCAUAGAUAACUUAUGUCAAAUUUUGCUAGCUAUUGGGGCUAGAAAUACUCAUGACCAAACUUGUGUGGGGUUAAUUUUCGAACAGGCUGAGAGACUGUGCGAUGGAGAAUCACUAGUCCUCCCCUUAAUCAUCGGUCUUGGAGCUUCUGUAAAUGAAAAGCUAAAUCAAUUAGGCAGUCUUCACACACCACUGUUGUUCACUGUCCUGGUAACUAGGUUGCCAUGGGAGAAGUUUAAUUUCGGGACAUUCAGUUUUGAACCUUAUGUUAUCUCUGUUGAAAGUUAUUCUCGUGACCAGUUGGCAAGAUUACUUACAUCUUUGUUACCGUCUAAUGCAUCUGAAUCUCGUUUCAACAGGUUUGUUGACUUACUAUUAACAGUUUGCUUCCCUGUUUGUCGUAACGCUGGUGAACUCAUUCAUUUAAUGAAUAUAAACUGGAAUGCUUUUGAUGAACCUGUAAAUAAAGGCUUGGUUGCCGCGGACGAUGAAUGGGGUCAGUGGAAGUUGGCUCAACCAUAUCUCAAAAAGUCUUUGUCUACUCUGUAUUUGCGUCAUUAUGGGGAUUCAAAUUUAGAUUCUCUGUCUACGAAAAACGCUGGGAGACAAAAUUUUUUGGAAUUACCUUAUUUGACUAGAUUUUUACUUAUUGCUGCAUUUUUGGCUUCACAUAAUCCCCGCUCAUCGGACAAAAAGCUCCUGACAAAGAACUCCGGACGUUUAAGUAUCCGUAAAAAGAAACAGGAAAAGGAAGUAUGCAAGACACAAGCAGAGUUUACUGGCCCUCGAAUCUUCACCCUAGAUCGCUUGUUGGCAAUAUUCUAUGUCCUAGUACAAAAUGAAUUUGCAAAAGUACCAUGCACAAGUAUUUUAAUGAGUCAGAUUGCCUGUUUAACAGCCUGUGGUCUUUUAUCGCCAAGUUCACAGGCUUUGUCUGUUGGGAAUUCAUCUACUACUGGAUUGAGUACAACAAAUAGUUCGGUUAACGCUAUAUCUGAUUUAGACCCUUUGGCUAACCCUAAAUAUCGUUGCUUGAUAAGUUUAGAAAUUGCUAAAAGUAUAGCACAGUCGGUUGACUUUGAUUUGUUAUCUCAUCUUACAGAGAAUUAUAACUCGUGAAAAAUAUACAUUUACUGAUUUAUUUAUUUUUGUAUCGAGAUUCUUUGUAUUUUUGUGUUUGUAUAUAUUAUUCUCAUAGUUUACAGAUAAUUUGACGUAUGUUCUAUAAAUUACUUAAC